GCCGGGGAUUUAAAAGGCGGAGACACGCCCCAGAGCAGAGCGAAAGAUAGCACUUUUCUUGCCCUUCGCUCUCCUCUCUCUCCUGCUGAUCUUAGCUGAUCAUUGCCCACCAUGUCCAUGGACGAGAAAGAUCCCAAGAUGUUCGAGGAAGUGGCAGUGCCUGCUCCUGGCAAGGCCGGAGAGAUCACUACCGCUCCUCCCCCAGACUACAACGCACCCAAGGCGAAGACUGAGCAGCUCGAGAAUGCUCGUGGCUGGGAGUCGGACAACCUGAUCCACGACUUGGAGAAGGAGCUUGAGCAGUCUGGCUACAAGAGGGGCAUAUUCGACAUCGAGUUCAAGAACCCCAAGUACUUCACAUGGCUUCUCGUCGCUUUCGCGUCGAUGGGUGGUCUUCUCUCUGGACUCGAUCAGUCGCUUAUUUCUGGUGCCAACCUGUUCCUACCCAAGGACCUCCACCUCACUGACCAGCAAAACUCCCUCGUCAACUCUGGCAUGCCGCUAGGUGCUGUCGCUGGUGCUCUCCUCAUCUCACCCUGCAACGAGUACUUCGGUCGCCGCUGGGCUAUCAUCAUCUCUUGUAUCCUCUACACCAUCGGUGGUGCGCUUGAGGCAGGUUCCGUGAACUAUGGCAUGAUUGUCGCCGCUCGUGUCAUCCUCGGUGCCGGUGUCGGUCUCGAGGGUGGAACAGUCCCCGUCUACGUCGCUGAGACAGUCGAGAGUCGCCUUCGUGGUAACUUGGUCUCGCUAUACCAGUUCAAUAUCGCCCUCGGUGAAGUCCUCGGAUACGCUGUCGCUGCCAUGUUCGUUAGUGUUCCCGGCAACUGGCGCUACAUUCUCGGUUCCUCGCUCGUCUUCUCCACUAUCAUGGGCGUUGGUAUCCUCUUCAUGCCUGAGUCUCCCCGUUACCUCAUGCACAAGGGCAAGACGCUCGAGGCUUUCAAAGUCUGGCGCCGCAUUCGUGGUGUCGAGACUCUCGAGGCCCGUCAGGAAUUCUUUGUCAUGAAGGUCAGCACUGAAGAGGAGGAGGCUGAGGUUGCUGCUGGUCGUACCAACCGCUUCCCUUGGAUGGACUUCUUCACUAAGCCUCGCGCUCGCCGUGCUAUUAUUUACGCCAACAUCAUGAUCUUCCUCGGACAGUUCACCGGUAUCAACGCCAUCAUGUACUAUAUGUCGAUCCUCAUGGCCCAGGUUGGCUUCAACGACUACGACGCCACCUACAUGUCUCUCGUCGGUGGUGGCGCCCUCCUUCUCGGUACCAUCCCCGCCAUCUUCCUUAUGGAGACCUGCGGUCGUCGCUUCUGGGCCAUUGCCAUGUUGCCCGGUUUCUUUGUCGGUCUCGUCCUCGUCGGUGCCUCUGACCAUCUCGGUGAGGGCAACGUCACCGGCAGGCUCGCCAUGUACCUCACCGGUCUAAUCCUCUACGAACUCUUCUUCGGUUCCUACGCUGCCCUCACCUGGGUCAUUCCUUCUGAGGUCUACCCCACCUACCUCCGCUCCUACGGGAUGACUACCUCUACUGGAUGGCUGUUCCUGUCCUCUUUCAUCGUCACAUACAACUUCACCGGCAUGCAGAAGGCGUUCACCCCCACUGGUUUGACCCUUGGUUUCUACGGUGGUAUUGCGGUGCUCGGCUGGUUCUACCAGAUCUUCUUCAUGUAUGAGACGAAGAACAAGACCCUUGAGGAGAUUGAUCAGUUGUUUAUGAAGCCGACCAGCCAGCUUGUUAAGGAGAACGCGAAGAGUGCUGUGGGUGUCACCAACGACUUGCUCCAUGGACGCUUCAAGAAGGUGUUCAUCGAAAACAACCGCCUGGAGUCGGAUUACUAGAAAGGGGGAGUUGAUCAGACGAAGAGUAGCGAGUGCUGGUCUAUUACGUUUUUACGUUUUUACGUUUUUGAUGACAUAGAGUUGUUAUACCCAUAGCGAGUUGCAAAU
Molecule: messenger RNA, 1938 nt
Organism: Macroventuria anomochaeta
Lineage: Eukaryota; Fungi; Ascomycota; Dothideomycetes; Pleosporales; Didymellaceae
Product: plastidic glucose transporter 4
Exons: 2
Coding region: 112-1830 (572 amino acids)
Biological process (GO): transmembrane transport
Cellular component (GO): membrane
Molecular function (GO): myo-inositol:proton symporter activity
Source: RefSeq, a predicted model, not a curated record